Molecule: messenger RNA, 2104 nt
Organism: Vitrella brassicaformis
Lineage: Eukaryota; Vitrellaceae
Source: the annotation of a GenBank genome assembly
UCAUCUCCCUCUCGAGUCCGCAUCACAACGCAUGAGCCGCGUCAGGCAGCCACGAACAUAAUGAGAAUAGAGGAGAAACCAAUUACAGCAGUCCGCUGAAUGAUGCACCGAGACAGGCUAAACACACCUUUAUGUCGCCCUUGCCGCCCUCAUUCUAUGCCCAGCGACACGAAUAGUCCGGUCCUCGAUAGGCACCCCAGCUGCCCCCACUCAAAUUGGCAGUCCUGGUCGCCGAGGUGCUCGUUGAAGCCCUUGACCACCCCCACCACACGAUACUGGGCCGCCUCGUCCUUCCGAGCCUUGUGAAUCACCUCACGCAACUCCAUCGUCUGGCCACCCACAUCGCCCACCACAAAGCACUGCAGCGGCACACGCACCAUCACGCCGCCCACACUGGCCAUUCUGCCCACCACCUCCCUGUUGCUGCUCGUCUGUGUGGCCGCCGACUUGACGAAGUGGCCGACGGCCGAGCGCACGCGACGUCUGAGCUGCGAGUCACCGAUCAGGUACUCGUCGAUGGCCGCCACAGCAGCGGAAGGGUCGUGCAGGAAAGCGCCAAUCUUCCAGCCGAUGGCCUCUGCCUCGUGUGGGCCGAAUGCCAUGUUGGAUGGGGAGGGGUGGGGGUGGGCGCCGUCGUGGUGGGGGGCGAGGGGCAGCAGACGGGCGAGAAGCAUCGAGUGGUCGCGCUGGGGGGCGAGGGCGGCGUUGAUGGCCGACAUGGUCACAUCGGGCAGCUCACUCAGCACUGUGGUGUACUCGGUGAGCACCAGCUGACGACGACGGCGCUGCUCUCCUGUGGCUGUGGGGAUGCGGCUGAUGGAUGGGGCCGCCCCGGCCCGCAGCAGCGUCCGGGUGAUGGUCUUGUGGUGGCGGAUCGAUCUUUGGCGCCGCUCCUCCUCUCCCUGGUCCUCGCCCAGCCCGUUUCCAUGUCCAUGUUGCUGUUGCUGCUCUUGCAUGAGAUUAUCGAGGACCUGCGCAGCCACUGAGAGGGGUGUCUCGUUGGGCUGGUUCGGGCUCCCUCUGUUGAUGUCCUCGGCUGUGAGCUGGCGGCACAGCCAAUCAGCCACAUAGGGGGAGCCACACCGUGCCGCCAUGUGCAAUGGUGUCCUGCCGUAGCGUGUUGCCGUCAUUUCGGCGCCGUGGCUGGUGAUGAGGUCCAGGUACUGGUCGAUGAACUGCUGCGAGAAGGCAGAACGGGCCAUGGCUGCCCAAUGGACCAGAUUCUCUCCACCGAACCGCUCCUCUGGGAGUGUGCUGUCGUGUUGGAUGAGCCGAUGAUACACCGACAGCAACUGCUUCUCCCCCUGACGAGUGACGUGGGGUUGAGGAAGCCGCAUCACCGCAAAACCCCGCACGUUGGCCUGGCGCGCCAGCAGGGUCUCGACGGCCGUCAGAUUGCCCGCCGCAACGGCCACUUGGAUGGGCCUGGUGUACCCUUGACCCGCAUUGACGUCCGCCCCGUCAUCGAUGAGUGUGUUGAUGACGUCACGCUGCAGCUGCCUGGAGGACCACUGGGGAAGGACCACCGGCACGCUAAAGUUAGCAUCGCUUUUCGCAUAGAGAGAUGGGCCGUUUGUUGGACUGUCAAUGGCGAAAGACAGGCAGCCGUAUCGCCAGGACGGAGGUAAUGUGAUGCCGCGGACGCGCAGGCCGCCGAUGGCUCUCGGGUCGGCUCCUUGACGUACCAGCCCUGUGACUUGGUGGCUGGCGUGAGUGAAGUUGCAGCGGAUGCAGCCCUCCAACAGCCGUUGGCUCAGAGCACUGACGCCCUCGUCGGGGAUGGUGUCGACGUCAUCCAGUCCCUUGCAGUAGGGCGGCACCGCCUGUGUGUAAGGUGCUUGCGAUGCGGCGGACAACGACUGAGCCAUCACGCCAAGCAACACUCUGCACACACAGACACAGAUCACAAAGUCACGUGUCAUUCCUCCGAUCCAACACAGAUGUUGCUGACGCACCUGGUCGUCGGCCCGGCCACCCGAACGGUCAGGUGAGGCUCCACGUCACGCUCAGCGUCUUCCGCUCUGAUCGAGUGAGGAUCGAAUUGGUGUUUUUCUCGGACCUGACGUCAAUAACGAGCUCCGAAGACACCAGCAGCGCUCAUUUG